CUGUCUGCACUGGCUGUUUCUGCAGUCUCUCUGCAGGUCAGUCCAAACCUCCAGCAGAUCUUCAAAAAUUACGCUUCUUCUGUGUCUCUGAGUUGUGUUGAUGAUGAAGGAGAGACAGCUGAUGGGUGGAAGGUGAUGAUAACAACAGAUGACUACAGUUAUGACUGUGCUGACAGUCUAAGCUUGCAUGGAUAUGGUGUGGGAUAUUACUCUUUCUGUAUUCUGGAUUCAUUCUUCUCCUCUGAUCCUCUUUACUUCUGUGAAAACUCGUCUGGACAGCAGAGCGAUGAAGUCUCCAUCAGCAUUUCAGAUAGAAGUGUGAUCCUGGAGAUCCCUGCACUUCCUGUGAGGGCAGGAAGUAAUGUCACGCUGCGCUGCAGAAACCACAGGGGUUCAAAGGUUGAAGCUUAUUUCUUCAUUAAUGGGAGUCAUGUUGGAGCUGAACACAAGUCAGAGCUCAUCAUCACUAACGUGCAGAAGUCUGAUGAAGGCGUCUACUCGUGUUCUGUCGGUGUAGAUAAAGAAUCUCUUAAAAGCUUUCUGAGGGUCAGAGAGCCUGCUGUCACCCCUUCUUCCUCCCCUCGUCCCCCUUUUCUUCCUCCCUUCCUCCUCCUCCUCACUUUUUGUCUGUACUGAGACUCUCCUGCCAUCUAGUGGUCUUUUGUCCAUAUUGCAUCUCUGCUGGUGUGCUGCUGUCCAUCUGAUGCAGAAGGAAGACAGCAAAGAAAUCAGCCAUCUCCAUGGAGAUGACCCGGCACGAUGGAGGAUGUCAGGGUUUGGAUGGAGACUAUGAAUGCAUGUUUGCUGAUAUGCUUUAUACAAGCCCAAGAUGUCUUCAUGAUGUGUUUAUUAUCUGCUCCUGUACUGAUGAUGUUCAGCCUCCUCUGAGUAUAAAUAGUUUUUGGGGGGUUUUUUUGGAAAUCAAUCCUGUUUCUCCCUCCAAGUGAGAAAACACUUUAUGUUUUAUUACUGGCUAUGGAAAUCGUGUACAUCAUUGUCCUUUGUAUGCUUCUGCUAAAUGUGUUUCUUUUUUUCAUAUUCGCAGACUUUCCCAUCGGUUGAUCUUUAUCUAUAAUCUCUGCCUGGGCUGGUUCCCUCUUAUUUAUGUGUUUAUAUGUGUAAAAAACGCAACCAAUACAACCUUCGUUCUCACAAUAUCAUACAAUUGAUUGUCCCAAAAAUUAGGACAGAACUGAGGAAAAAGACUUCAAUACGCUGCCCCUGCUUCCUGGAAUAAUCUGCAGAAGGAACUGAAAUGAUCAGAAUUUUUUACCUCGGGGGAGUUUAAGUUCAAUUCAAUUUAUUUAUACAGCACCAAAUCACAACAACAGU
Messenger RNA from Pundamilia nyererei, 1332 nucleotides. RefSeq names its product Fc receptor-like B. The transcript has 4 exons. Bases 136 to 636 code for a protein of 166 amino acids. NCBI's taxonomy places the organism in Eukaryota, Metazoa, Chordata, Actinopteri, Cichliformes, Cichlidae. The record is from RefSeq and is a predicted model, not a curated record. Gene Ontology annotation, molecular function: transmembrane signaling receptor activity. Gene Ontology annotation, biological process: cell surface receptor signaling pathway; immune response. Gene Ontology annotation, cellular component: external side of plasma membrane.